AUGAGGGUGCAAAUCCUGGGAGAUAUAAAGGGAUAUGAAGAACCUGAAGAAGGAAGGGCAAGUAUUUAUAAGUCAGUGAUCCUCAACGCUUCGAAGGAGAUGAUGUGCUUCAGUGACUAUCCCAUCCCAGAUCACUAUCCUAACUUCAUGCACAACUCCCAGGUCCUGGAGUAUUUCAGGAUGUAUGCCAAAGAAUUUGACCUUCCAAAGUACAUUCAAUGUAAGACCACUGUGUGCAGUGUGAAGAAGCAGCCUGAUUUCCCCACUUCAGGCCAGUGGGAGGUGGUCACGGAAUCUGAAGGGAAAAAGGAGAUGCAUGUCUUAGAUGCAGUUAUGGUUUGCACUGGCCAUCACACCUAUGCUCACUUACCCUUGGAAAGCUUCCCUGGAAUUGAGAAGUUCAAAGGACAAUACUUCCAUAGUCGAGAUUAUAAGGAUCCAGAGAGUUUCACUGGAAAGAGAGUCAUUGUAAUUGGCAUUGGGAAUUCUGGAGGGGACCUGGCAGUGGAAAUUAGCCACAGGGCCAAACAGGUUUUCCUCAGUACCAGAAGAGGGGCUUGGAUCGUCAAUCGUGUAGGAGACUAUGGAUAUCCUUCUGAUAUAGUUUUCUUAACUCGAUUUAAUCUUUUGCUGAAGAAGAUUGUUGGUGAAUCAGCAGCAAAUAGACAUUUGGAAAAAAAGAUUAACCAAAGGUUUAAUCAUGAAAUGUUUGGCCUGAAGCCUAAACACAGAGUUUUCAGUCAGCAUCCAACAGUAAAUGAUGACCUGCCAAACCGUAUAAUUUCUGGCUUUGUGAAGGUGAAAACAAAUGUGAAGGAAUUCACAGAGACAGCAGCCAUAUUUGAGGACGGCUCCAGGGAGGAUGACAUUGACGCUGUUAUCUUUGCUACAGGCUAUAGCUUUGCAUUUCCUUUUCUUGAAGAUUCUGUCAAAGUAGUCAAAAACAAGGUAUCCCUGUAUAAAAAGGUCUUCCCUCCUAACCUUGAAAAGCCAACUCUUGCAGUCAUAGGCUUGAUCCAGCCCUUGGGUGCCAUUAUGCCCAUUUCAGAGCUCCAAGGACGCUGGGCCACUCAAGUAUUUAAAGGGUUAAAGACAUUGCCCCCAAAAGGUGAAAUGAUGACAGAAAUAGCUAAGGGUCACGAAGCUAUGGCAAAACAGUUUGUGGAAAGCCAACGCCAUACCAUUCAGGCAGACUAUAUAAGUACCAUGGAUGAGCUUGCUGAUCUGGUGGGCGUCAAGCCCAAUCUGCUGUCCCCGGCCUUCACUGACCCCAAACUAGCAUUCCAGUUAUUUUGGGGACCCUGUACUCCAAUGCAGUAUCGUCUACAGGGUCCUGGAAAGUGGGAUAGAGCUCGGAAAGUGAUCCUCACCACAGAAGAUCGUAUCAGGAAGCCACUAAUGACAAGAAUAGUUGAAACCGAUAAUUCCAAGACUUCGACAAUAACAAUGGCCAAGUUUAUGUUGGCUGUUGUUUUCUUUGCUAUGAUUAUAACCUAUCUGUAGCUGUUCCAUUGUCAUGGUCCCAGUUUUCUUUGAAAGCUGAAUCUGCAGAUGCCUUUGGAGCCUGACAAGAUUCAACAAUGUUCAUUGUCCAAAAAGAGAUCUUUCAUAUUGUCCAGAAAUCUACUUUUCUUUCUCUUUCCAAAGCAUUCAUUCUUUUUCCUCUUUUCCCUACAGUGAAAUCUCAGCAUUUCAUUUGUAUUGACUUACUUCCCUUAUUCUUAUGACUCAUUACAUUUUCCUUCCAGUCAUUCCUGGACCAUGAGCUUAGAUACUCUUUUAGUCAUCUUUGUUUCUCCUUAGCAGAAUUCCUGGCAUGUGGCAGGUGCUUAAUAAAUGU
Dama dama (fallow deer) is the source of this 1840-nucleotide messenger RNA. It is a transcript of the gene FMO5, whose product is annotated as flavin containing dimethylaniline monoxygenase 5. The transcript has 8 exons. The coding region runs from base 1 to 1503 and encodes 500 amino acids. Lineage: Eukaryota; Metazoa; Chordata; Mammalia; Artiodactyla; Cervidae. The record is from RefSeq and is a predicted model, not a curated record. Gene Ontology annotation, molecular function: N,N-dimethylaniline monooxygenase activity; flavin adenine dinucleotide binding; NADP binding.